Molecule: messenger RNA, 597 nt
Organism: Adineta ricciae
Lineage: Eukaryota; Metazoa; Rotifera; Eurotatoria; Adinetida; Adinetidae
Source: the annotation of a GenBank genome assembly
AUGAUUUUCAUUUGGAUUUUAUUCAUUGGUAUAACCAAUGUUAUGAGCGAAGAUUUCUACUCAUUUACAGUCAAAGAUUGGCAAGGAAACAAUGUUUCAUUAGAACAAUAUCGUGGAAAGGUCACAUUAGUUGUCAACAUGGUUGAUACGUUUUCUCUCCAUUAUGUUGCAAGUGAAUGUUCAUAUACAGAUUCGCAUUAUGAAGCACUUGUUGGUAUUCAAGAGAAACUGAAUAAAGGAAAUCGAAAUGUUUUUCAAGUACUCGCUUUUCCGAGUAAUCAAUUUGGAAAUCAAGAACCGAAUAGCGAUCGACAUAUUCAAGCUUGGGCAAAAGAUAUGUUUGAUAUUAAUUUUCCUAUCUUUGCCAAAGGUGCUGUUGUUAAAGAAGAAGUUGAGAAUGCAGAUGAAUUACCAGAUGUUUGGCGAUUUCUUAGUGAAAAAACUGAACCACCAAAUUGGAAUUUUUGGAAAUAUUUAAUUGAUCCGAAUGGAAAUGUUGUUCAAGCAUAUUCUCCACAGAUUAAUAUUCGUCAAGUUUAUCCUGAUAUAAAAAAAUUACUUUUCAAAUACAAUCUCAUCGAUAAAUCGGAAUUAUAA